This is a messenger RNA of Mucor velutinosus, 354 nucleotides long. RefSeq lists its product as uncharacterized. Lineage: Eukaryota; Fungi; Mucoromycota; Mucoromycetes; Mucorales; Mucoraceae. The coding region runs from base 1 to 354 and encodes 117 amino acids. The record is from RefSeq and is a predicted model, not a curated record. The transcript has a single exon.
AUGCUGCCGAGGAUUACUGGAAAGUUCAUAGGCCUGUCGCACCUACAUCCCGUGUUGAGAGAAUGCCACCUCCUCAGAAACUUUACCAAGAGAGCAAGUGGGUUCCAAUGGUUGAAGCAACUUGAUCAAAACGGAUUCAGCACCGCCUCUCCUCUCAGACAGCAUUUGAUGGAGGAUGUUGAUGGUAUUGUGGCUAUCAGUUCGUUACUGUUAAGUUGGAAAGCAUUGGGUCACCAGAACAAGCAGCAGUUGGGACCCACGCUUUCCAAAGUGGAAGAGUUGAGUGGUUUGAAUGUAGAUAUAGAUGCCACUGCAGAGUGCGUUGAGAGAGUGAGGCAGCUGGAUCAAAGAUAG